Messenger RNA from Camelina sativa (false flax), 771 nucleotides. NCBI's taxonomy places the organism in Eukaryota, Viridiplantae, Streptophyta, Magnoliopsida, Brassicales, Brassicaceae. The record is from RefSeq and is a predicted model, not a curated record.
CGAUCUUCUUACUUUGAUUCAGCGCUAUUCAAAACGAAUUCCCACAUUAGCUCUAAGAGGAUGCCACCGAGGCUCAUGGGUGGAUAUGAUCCAUGCUUAGAUGAUUACGCGAGAGUAUUUUACAACAGAGCAGAUGUUCAGAAGUCUCUUCAUGCGAGUGAUGGAGUUAAUCUCAAGAACUGGAGCAUUUGCAACAUGGAGAUCUUUAAUAAUUGGACUGGUUCAAAACCAUCGGUUUUGCCUAUUUACGAGAAACUCAUCGCCGGAGGAUUAAGAAUAUGGGUUUACAGUGGUGACACUGACGGAAGAGUUCCUGUACUUGCCACUCGGUAUAGUUUAAGCGCACUCGAAUUACCCAUCAAGACAGCUUGGAGGCCAUGGUACCAUGAGAAACAGGUAAGUGGGUGGCUUCAAGAAUACGAAGGCCUAACGUUCGCUACGUUCAGAGGAGCUGGACAUGCGGUGCCUUGCUUCAAACCAAGCAGCUCUCUCGCCUUUUUCUCGGCAUUUCUCAGCGGAGUUCCUCCUCCGCCGUCGCGGUAGAGAAGCAAGUCAACCAUUAAUAAGAUGAUUUAGUAAUCUAAUUUUGAGUAUUUUUGAAAGAUUUUGGGUUUCGUUGCGUUAACUUGUCAAACACGGGAUAGGAAGAAAAAAAGGAUUGUAAGAGAGAAAUUUGUAUGUGAGUUAUAUGUUAAAUUCUAUGUGAUGAUCAUAAUGAUCAAAGAAAAAACUUUCACACUUAAAGAUAAUGUUUAAAUGAAAAAUAAAUAG